CCGGGGAGGCCCCGCGAGUCAGCGAAGCGCUCUCCCCUAGCCCCGCCCUCCAGCGCCUCCGGCCAAUGGGAGCCGGCUGGGCCGGGAGCGCGGCCAAUGGGAGGGCCGAGGGAGGAGCUCUGCCUUUAAGAAGCAGCGGCCGGCGAGGCAGAAGCUCAGCAGCAGGCAGAGAGCAGGUGUGCAUUGGUCUUCGCCAGGAUGUCUCUGCAGGCAGAGCAACAAAGAGGGAGAGAAAUCUUUCAUCUUCUGGUUCACCCUCCGCAUGCCAACGACAGCCAGGGCUGGGCCAGGCUGAUUUUGACAAGGCCACCAAAGAGGUGAGGAAGCUGAAGGCGAGACCCAGCGAUGAAGAACUGAAAGCCCUCUAUGGGCUGUAUAAGCAAGCCAUCAUUGGCGACGUGAAUAUUGCCUGUCCAGCAAUGUUAGACUUAAAAGGCAAGGCCAAGUGGGAAGCAUGGAGCCUCCAAAAAGGAUUGUCGAAGGAUGAUGCCAUGAGUGCCUACAUUUCUAAAGCUAAUGAGCUGAUUGAAAAAUACGGGGUUUAGAAUUCUUAGAAUGCAGCAGAUGAGAAAUUUUCCUUCUGGAGCCUUCGUGGCAAAGGUACCAUAACCUAACAUUGAGUGUGGAAAAUGCACUGUUAACCCCAUGUAUCGUGUAUACUUUCACUAUUAGCAUGAUUUAUAAUAUUUAACUAGGAAUAUAUUAUAACUGCAUAGCUGAUUAAAUCUUACUUGAUUAAACCAGGUGAGACUUGAGUUUUUUUUUAAAAUUAUUACUCUGAUGGAACGUGCACAGAAACUUUAACCAUUGUUUGUUCUUGUGGUUUUUCUCUGCUACAGUGAGUUGGUGUCAGUGGUGUAAUAAAUGCAGCUUGUUAAGAAUCAGUAGCAGGAUGAUUCAUUGUUACAUGGGUGGCUUUGGGCUCACCUAGACGUGGGGACUGUGGAGUGGCAGAAUUGCCUGGUCCAGGUCUUCUGUGACUUAUGAGAUGACCUGGGACAAGUUAGUUAACCUUGCUAAGCUUCAUCUGUGUAGGAAAAAAAAAAUGAUAUCACUGUCACAGAGUGGUUGUAAGAUUUGAAUGCGCUAACUAUAAUCAUCCGGCCCUCAUAUUACAGAAAAUGCUAUAUACAACAUAACAAGUAAGCUGAAAAAAUAUUUUAAAAAAGAAACUCAAGUGUCUAUCCAUUGGGGCCAGCACUGUGGCAUAGAAGGUUAAGCUUCCACCUGUGGCACUGGCAUCCCAUAUGGGUGCUGGUUCAAGUCCCAGCUAUUCCACUUCCAAACCAGCUAAUGUGCCUGGGAAAGCAACGGCAGUCCUUGGGCCCCUGCACCCACACGGGAGACCUGGAAGAAGCUCCUGGCUUUUGCUUGGCCCAGCUUCUGCUUUUGCAUCCACUUGGAGAGUGAACCAGCAGAUGGAAGACAUUUUCUAUCUCUCUCUUUCUCUCUGAAUCACUGCAAUUAAAUA
This is a messenger RNA of Oryctolagus cuniculus (rabbit), 1471 nucleotides long. Its product is annotated as acyl-CoA-binding domain-containing protein 7. Gene Ontology annotation, molecular function: fatty-acyl-CoA binding. Gene Ontology annotation, biological process: fatty acid metabolic process. The record is from RefSeq and is a predicted model, not a curated record. Lineage: Eukaryota; Metazoa; Chordata; Mammalia; Lagomorpha; Leporidae.